This is a messenger RNA of Leishmania mexicana MHOM/GT/2001/U1103, 3426 nucleotides long. RefSeq lists its product as hypothetical. NCBI's taxonomy places the organism in Eukaryota, Euglenozoa, Kinetoplastea, Trypanosomatida, Trypanosomatidae. The transcript has a single exon. Gene Ontology annotation, cellular component: cytoplasm. Gene Ontology annotation, molecular function: protein kinase binding. The record is from RefSeq and is a predicted model, not a curated record. The coding region runs from base 1 to 3426 and encodes 1141 amino acids.
AUGUCCGCGAACCCCUCAGCGACGGUGCACGUGCCCACCGUGUACGACUUGAUGCAUGAGCAGUCCCGGGACAUUGGAACGUUUGCCUCUACAGAGCUGGAGAACGUCUACAGCUUGUCGGCGCACAUGUCAGCGGCGCGCCAUGCCACGUCGCCUUCCUCCGCCACGCGAAGCCUCGCGGACUUCCUCGACGACAUCUUCUUCUCCUACACCGGGGUGCCAUCGUGGUCAACCUUUCUGCAUAUUCAGCAGGAGGGGGCGGCGCUGCGGCGCCAGCUCGGAAACGGCGCCACCUUUGCACACGAAGCCGUGCACCCUUCUAUAUCGCCCGUUCUGAAGAAGUGGGCUCAGGCACUUCGAAGCCAACAGGCGGCGCGUGCACGCGCCAUUGGUGCCGAUGACUCUCCUCGCAACACCAUAGUCGUGAGCGCUGCCGGUUCGCGCGGCGCGACGUCGGCAGGAAAGCCGCCCUUCAGAUCUGAGUCGAGGGCCUCGACUGCUGCUGCUACUGCUGCCACAUCGACCCACAACUCAACGAAGCCCGUGGCUUUCAUGACCGCCGGCGCCUCCGAUGAUCUAGAUAGCUCCUCCUCGCUGAUGGAGCGAGAGUUGGCGGCGGAGAACGCACGCGCGCACCUCCCAGCCGAGGAGGACGGUGUGCUGCCUCUAUGGAAGGACUUGAAGCUGACAAAGCGCUGCGGCCCGCUUGCGCUGCAGGGCUUGCGGGCGGCUGUCGGCGCCUACUACCUAGUGCUACUGCGCCUUGUGGACAUUACCGAGUCGCUGGCCGAUCAUUGGGGGCUUCUCUCGCCCAAGGAGCUGAAGGGGCUGCACCGUGCCAUGACCGCUGAAAAGACUGCACACGUACCGCCUAGUUUUCUCUUCUCUGUCUUCACGGAGCUGAACGCGUCGGAGGAGCACCUGAACAACGCCGUGGCGGAUCUCCGCAAGUGCACUUGUCUGGAGACGGUUCGGCUCAACGGCAACGCAGCGCUGACGGAGCUGAACGUGCUGCCGCCUCACUGCCGCGUCGUAACCGCGUGCGGAUGCAGCCUUGAUUGCUUUCUCGAGGAGGCGCGCUCGACGCCGCCGUCCCCGCCUGCCGUAUACGCAUCGGUGACGACACUGGGGCUCGCCUAUAACCGCCUUCGGCACCUACACUUUGUACAGCAGCUACCCUCUCUGCGCGUUCUGGACAUGUCCUUCAAUUACGUGAGUGAUUUGGAGGCUGCGGUGCGGGAUGUGGCCGCUCACGGGUCACUGACAGAGGUGACGCUGCAGGGCAACCCUAUUUCGCUUUUGGAUGCUUAUCGCACUGUCGUGGUGCGCGGCUGCGUGUACCUCGACCGACUCGACGGGGUUGCCGUCACCGGAGAGGAGCGAGCCUUGAGCUGCCCGACCGUCAACGGCGGGGACGCCGCUCAGGAGGACUCGCUGGGGCGGCCAUUGCUCGACAACGCACUUGCCGGUGCUGCGAGGAAGGCAUCUUGUACGACGCUGCCUAACAUCUGCCGGAGGCGUCAAUUGAGCGUGGCUGCCUCUUCGGCCCCAUCUUCGCAGCAGCACAACCCGUCGGCACGAGGCUGCGCGACCUUCGGAGCACCUCCGAUCUCCAAAUUGAAUUUGGCAGGGGCCAUGGUGGACCCUCAGCCACCUCUGUCGGAUGAGGUACUACGGACAACCGUGGCGGCGGGGCUGGAUUUGGUCAUGGUGAGAGGUUUGGCCAGUCUCCAGCCCGUGCCACAGACGUGCCUGGCAGAGAGCUUGCUGCCCUCCUCCGGCUUCUUGCUCGAGCUAGCAGGAGUAGAUACGUCGGCGCAGGCAUCGGUGCCGAGCGACUGCACCUCGCCUAUACAGGCGAGCUCCCUCCUGACGUCACCGCUGGCCUCCCCCCGCACCUCUGGGCAGGCGGGCAGCAGCCGCAAGGGCCGCCACCAUGGCGGGACGGUCGGGGACAGCGGUGGCAGAGGCGUCUCUGCCACCGUCAGUCCCACAAGUGGAAAGCGAGUCGUGUCGCCGUUGUACAAGGUGUCGUCGCGGGUCACGGUGGAAGGCUGCUGGGGCGGCUCCAGCGUUUCAAGGGGCGAUGCGUCACUCGGCUGCGCAGACGGUGUGCGUGUUGCUGUGGAAGUAUGUUUGGAGCCACCCGCUCCCUUAUUCGCCUCGGCGGGUAGGCAUGCUGGAGCAUCUGGUGCGCCACCACCGCGCGUGUCGUCUGCCGCACAGAGUAGGCAGCGCAAGGCUGGGGGGACCGCGGCUGCCGCCAACGGGGAAACGCCGCCAUCCCCCAUCCCCGACCCGUACAUCCCGGCCCGCUUCACGGCGGGAGCCGGGGGCGGUGGCGGAGCUUCAUGCCUAGUGAGUCUCCCCGUCACCGAAGCCCUUGUCUGCGCUCUUCAGCAGCCGCUAGUGUUGCGCGUCAUGGUGCAGGACACAUUCCGGUUCGCAGAGGGUGAGGCUGCCCUGCGCUCACAGCUGGACACCUCUACGUCGAGUGCGGCCCGUGGCAGUCCGGGAAGUCGAAGCGGCGCUGCGGCGCGGAGUGUGCCUGGGGAGCUUUUAUCAAACUUAGUGCUACCUUCUUCCUUCUCGCUGGGGGAGGCACCGCUGUGGGCAACAUCAUGCCAGCACGGAAGCGAGGAUGCCGAGGAGGAGGAGGAGCCAGUGUUGCUCCUGCGACGCGAGCUCGGGGUGAUAACGCUGGACCCCCGCGAUCUUUUCUUGGCGGCCGGCGGCAAUCCGGCGACGUGCACCGGAGCGCAAGGCGCACCCACUCCGCUUCCUCGCUGCCGCGUGCUGUAUGUGCACGAUGCCGCUCUGGAAAGAGAUGCGCACACGCUGAAAAGCGCAGAGCGCGAGGUGCGGCAGUGUCAGCGACGCCUCCGUGAGACACUUGCGACCUACUCGUGCAUGCACCACCAGUACAAGGAGGCAGGCCGCAAAGGCCUGGAAAACCCCGACUCUCUCUCUCCGGCUCCGUUAGCGGCACUCGGUAAGGACAGCGCCGCCACUGGUACGGCGUCACCGCAGUCAAACAGACGGCGCACCUCCGUAGCGGUAAACUCCUCUACGACGGUGCUGCCGCAGCCAUCUACGUCGUCGAGCAAGCAGUUCUCCCGCUCCCGCCACGCGAGUGUGUUGACCCCACCUGCCCACGCUUCACAGUUGCAGGGUUUGUAUGCCAGCCUCAAAGCUGAGCAACUGCGCGUCGCUCAGCGAGCCUUACGUGUGCUGGCGCUGCGGACACGACUGAACGAGCUCCACAGCGCGUCUCUCUCCGUCGGCGUUCGGUUUUGCGUCGGACGUGGCGCGCUGCCGCCACCGUCGACCGUCGCCGAUGCCGAACUGGAGGCGUUGCGCCACCCCACCGGGUCACCCAAGGGUCGCAGAGGCCGGCAGCAGGCCGCCAAAGGAACUCGUCGCUAG